Aspergillus novofumigatus IBT 16806 is the source of this 2049-nucleotide messenger RNA. RefSeq names its product RNA-dependent ATPase DBP3 (gene dbp3). Gene Ontology annotation, biological process: rRNA processing. The record is from RefSeq and is a predicted model, not a curated record. Gene Ontology annotation, cellular component: nucleolus. Lineage: Eukaryota; Fungi; Ascomycota; Eurotiomycetes; Eurotiales; Aspergillaceae. The coding region runs from base 278 to 1789 and encodes 503 amino acids. Gene Ontology annotation, molecular function: RNA helicase activity; ATP binding; RNA binding. The transcript has 3 exons.
CGAGAAAUGACACCCAUUUUGAAUAUGGUACAGAUAUUGGCGGUGUUGAUUGGCAGAAUAAAAUUAUGACAAUUUUGCUCCUACUUGCUAGAAAUUUUUCCCACUCCUUUCCACACACAGCAUCUCUUGAUACCAUAUCUUAUUUGAUUACGCAAGUUUACAUUUCUCGUUAUUGUGAGAUUUGGUCUUCUAUCUCCCAUAUCUGUCGAUCUAUCUGUAUUUGCUCAGUCCCUGGUUUCAGAAGUAAGGAAAGACCAAAGCUCAGCAGAUCCUCAUCAUGGCCAAGCGUGCCCACCACGAAGGUGGCGAUUACCAGCCCAAAAAGAGAUCCAAGAAUGAAAGAAAUGGAGAGGGAUCGAAGAUGUCGCCGUCUGCGGAAGAUAUUAGAAAUGAACUUGAUACUAUACCAGAUGCUACUUACGUCCAGUCACCAGCCCUAGGUGAUCUUUCUCAGAUUGAGAUAGACCAGUUUCUCGCGAAGCAUUGCAUUAAAGUGACUGAUUCUUCGGAAGCGCCGCCGCUUCGCCCCAUAAUUUCGUUUUCUCACCUCCCUAGCAGCUUCAGCAAGAUCUAUGACCCAUUGAGCUCUUUCUCAUCGCCAACACCUAUUCAAUCUGCAACAUGGCCCCUGCUCUUCGCCGGUCGGGAUGUCAUAGGCAUUGCAGAGACCGGAAGCGGGAAGACAUUGGCUUUCGGCUUGCCGUGUAUUAAGAAAAUUCUGGAUUCAGGGAAGGCCAAGCGAAAACAUGCACGACCUGCAGCAGUCAUCAUUUCGCCAACCAGGGAGCUUGCAAUGCAGAUAUAUGAUCAGCUCUCGAAGUUUGCGGCCUCUGUGGACAUCAGAGUAACAUGUGUCUAUGGGGGUGUGAAGAAAGACGAACAGCGCGAGGCCCUGAAGACUGCAGCUAUCGUUGUUGCCACCCCUGGUAGACUAAAAGAUCUUCAAAACGAUGGCUCCGUGGAUCUUGGAAAGGUCAAAUACCUAGUCCUGGACGAAGCGGAUCGCAUGCUGGACAAGGGGUUUGAACAGGAUAUAAAAGACAUCAUCCGCUCCACGCCAGAUUCAAAACGCCAAACAGUUAUGUUCACUGCAACCUGGCCUCCAAGCGUCAGAGACCUGGCGGCUACUUUCAUGACUUCAGCUGUGACUGUCACCAUUGGUGGUGAUCCUUCCGCCGAUCCGCGUGCUAAUACCAGGAUUAAACAGGUGGUCGAGGUCGUGAAGCCUCAGGAGAAGGAGGCUAGACUUGUGCAAUUGCUCAGUCGCUCUCAGCGAGGCGCAGCAGUUUGCGAUAAGGUUCUUGUCUUUUGCUUGUACAAGAAAGAAGCGAUUCGUGUCGAGAGACUUUUACGAACCAAGAACUUCAAAGUCGCAGGGAUACAUGGAGACUUGAACCAGCACGAAAGAUUCAAAAGUCUGGAGGCAUUCAAAACCGGGGCGGCUACUGUACUUGUUGCCACCGAUGUGGCAGCCCGUGGCCUUGACAUACCGUCGGUUAAAUUGGUUAUCAAUGUCACCUUUCCUCUAACGGUCGAGGACUAUGUACAUCGAAUUGGCAGAACCGGGCGCGCGGGAGCCGAUGGCCAUGCCAUUACUCUUUUCACAGAAACGGAUAAAGCUCAGUCUGGCGCGUUGAUAAACGUUCUGAAAGCAGCCAAACAAGAAGUACCGGACGCUUUGCUAAAGUUUGGAACAACCGUGAAGAAGAAGCAGCAUGGUGCGUACGGUGCAUUCUUCAAGGAUGUGGAUACCAGCAAGUCAGCGACAAAGAUUGUUUUCGAUGAGUGAAGUCGUAUUACUUUGUCUUGCGGUAUGAGGUGUCCUGCUUCCAAGUUUGACAAACCCGGUUGUACAAUCCCCUCAAAUACGUUCUCUCGAAAUAUAGACUAUCAUAGAGGGCCGUCAGAGCUCAUUCAAGUCUUGUCCAAAGGGUAACUCACACUAGAAUGGCAUAGGAGGCGCAAAACCCUGCCGCCUGUAUCAGACCAUGAGAAUCGCUGUGGAACAGCUCUGGCCCGAGUAUUGUGAUUGUGGUCAUUAGAAAGCCA